Messenger RNA from Anas platyrhynchos (mallard), 1283 nucleotides. The record is from RefSeq and is a predicted model, not a curated record. NCBI's taxonomy places the organism in Eukaryota, Metazoa, Chordata, Aves, Anseriformes, Anatidae.
GGCGGCAGCGAGCGGCGGCGGCGGCGGCGGCAGAUGCUGCGGCGGAGCCCGGCUCUCCUUCGGCCACAGCCCGCGGCCGGGGCGCCCGCCAGGCGCGCUGCGCUACGGCGCCGCCGCGCAGCCCUCGCCAGCCCCAGCAGCAGCAGGAGGAGCAGCGGCGGCAGCAGCAGCACCGGGAGGAGCAGGACCAGCAGCAGCAGCAGCAGCACCGGCAGCCCUGCGCCUCGCCCCGCGGGGCGGUGGGGGCCGAGCCCCGGCGCUGUCCUGCGGCGGAGCCCCCCGGAGCCGGCUGGGCGCGCUCACGGGGGCGCAGCGGGGAGGGGGGGGAUGAAGCCGAAGGUGCUGCAGCUGGGCAAGGUCAGGACCUUGCGGUGAAGACCGGGGCCGUCGCUCGCCCCCCCUCCCCCCCCCCUUUUUUUCCUUUCCUAUCCUUGGAGUGAGGAUUUGCUGUUGGGUUUUGGAGGCUGCUCGGGAGGACGCAGGGGGAAGCGGCGCCGAUCGAAGCUAUGCCUGUGCCAGACCAGCCCUCGUCUUCUGAUAAGACAAGUUCCCUUAGUCCUGUGUUGAACACAUCCAACGGCGAUGGCUCGGAAACUGAGACGACCUCUGCCAUUCUAGCUUCAGUUAAAGAACAGGAACUGCAAUUUGAGAGACUGACUCGAGAACUUGAAGCUGAACGUCAGAUUGUAGCUAGCCAACUGGAGAGAUGUAAGCUUGGAUCAGAAACUGGAAGCAUGAGCAGCAUUAGUUCAACGGAAGAGCAGUUUCACUGGCAAACACAAGAUGGUCAGAAGGAUAUAGAAGAUGAGCUCACUACUGGUCUGGAGCUGGUGGACUCCUGUAUUAGAUCACUGCAGGAAUCAGGGAUACUUGAUCCACAGGACUAUUCAGCCAGUGAAAACACCACGGAAGAGUCAGCUAGUUCCUUGAAAACUAGGAGAGACUGCGAUCAGAGAUGGCAUAGGGGAGGAUUAGGGCCCAGCCUCCUGUCCCAGAGUGCUCUCCAGCUCAACUGCCAAGCCCGAGGGCUCCUUCCAGUACUCGGCCAGCUACCACAGCAACCAGACCCUCGCCCUGGGUGAGACGGCAGCCGCCCCGCUCCCAGGCCCGCAGCGCCCAGGCCAGAGGUGCCAUCCAGAGCUACAGCCAGUUAAGCUCCGCCAUCGGCACUUACGCCACUCUGUCGCCCACCAAGCGGCUGGUUCACGCCGCCGACCCGUACGCCAAGCACUCCCAGGAGCUCUUCGCCACCGCCACCCUGCAGAGACCCGGCUCCCUCGCAG